AGCGCCAACAGCUAUACAUGAUUACGUGACGUCAUCAGACGUGAUCGCGUAUAGAGCGAGAAAACGAAUCAAGGAUCACGGUGCGCAAUAUAAUACUCUUAUUUCCUACGCAUUACGCAUGUGCCAUUGCUGUCGGUGUACGUGAGAAUCGAAGAGAAAUUCGAGAAGGGGUUUACGUAGGGGGAAGAAAAAGCGGAACGGAGCACGGUGGAAGACGCAUUUCCGCCGUUUCUGGCGCACGGAGAACCCGUUCAUCUAAUUGUAAAAUUGGAACGGAUGCCUUUUGGCCUUUUGGGGAAACGUCCCGAUUGGCCACCUCCCGCUAUGCUUCUUUAGCAACCCUUAGCGGUUGCCUCGGGACCUCGGCGACUUGUCGGCAAGUGUCCUUAUCCAAACGCUAUGGUGUUGAAUAAUAAGUGAGAUAAUCUCGAAGAAGUAUCGUCGCUGAGAUCAGAGAGGCCAAAACGAUCGACAUGGGCCUCAAGGACUUUCGAAUAGAGUUUGAUAAUCAAUGGAGCACAUAUUACCCUGGGCAAACAAUGGCAGGUAACAUCGUCGUUGACCUGGACAGCACGAAGAAGAUUCGUGGUAUAAGUGUGAAAAUAAAAGGUGAGGCCAAUACCUGUUGGGCAGCAGUGAAAGAAGAAAUUGAUGAGAAAGGACAAUAUCAGGAUGAGACUGUCACAGCUCACGAAGAUUAUUUCGAAACGAAAUAUUACUUGGUUGGAUCAGCCUCGGGUGGCGAAAUUGAAAUACAAUCAGGAGAACAUAAAUUUCCAUUUACUUGUUCCCUGCCGACGAACUUGCCGAGUAGUUUCGAAUCGGACUUUGGACACGUUCGUUAUACCGUGAAAGCUACACUGGAUCGGCCUUGGAAGUUCGAUCAAGACGUCAAGAGUCCUUUCACAAUCGUCGCUCCUUUGGAUUUGAAUCAAGAACCUAGAGCAGCUGAAUCUGUUGAGCAAGAAAUGAGUAAAACGUUUGGUUGCUUAUGUUGCGGUUCGCCACCUUUGACCGUAAACUUUUCACUACCGACUCGAGGAUACGUGCCCGGACAAUCCAUGCCAAUCAAGAUAAACGUAGAGAAUUUAUCGAACGUCGUUGUGAACACCAUCAGACUCAUGCUGUGUAAGAUUGUAAUUUUCCGUGCUACCACGCCACGCACGGACACUAAAACGGAAGAAAUUGUGGUAACGGAGAUCAGCAAAGGACCGAUCGAGGCUCGUGGAACCGCUGAUUACGAGCAGCAUCUCGACAUUCCGCCUCUUCCACCAUCGAAUCUCGCUAAUUGCCGCAUCAUCGAUCUUGAAUAUAAUUUGAAGGUGGAAGCAUGCGUUGAAGGAUGGUAUCAUCGGAAUCUGUUGGCCAAUACGCUUGUCUUUGUGGGAACGGUUCCGCUUACGGUUUAUCAUACCCCGAGUGCUCCACCGGCGGGAAUGGACGGUGAUUACGCCGAACGGAAACCACCGGCAGUUGGUUUUGUUAUACCUUCGGCGAAUACUGCACUGCUUCCGUUACCCGAGUCUAAUUUGUAUCCAAACUUACCUCCACCGUCCUUCGAGGAAUCGUCACGUGGCGCUAAAAAUCUUCGCGAGCGCGGUGAAUCUGAGCACGUUUACGGCCUAGCUAAUCAUUUUGCACCAAGAUAUCCGGUAUACAAUUUUACAAGUAUACAACCUACGGAGUAGUGAGAAAAGGAGAAUUGCGGUGAGAUUAAAUUUUUCAAAAUUAUUCAAACGCGUACUUUGCUUUUCUGGCGAUAUACAUUUUGACGUAUAUACACAAAUUGCUGAGUACUCAACUCGAAAUAGUCGCUUACGCUCAGUGUUUGGGAUACGCGUGAAUUAUAAAACGCACAAUUUUUAGUAUACAUAAUAAAACGAAGAAAUAAAAGCGCUUCUAGUAUGGAAAUUUAUAUAGGGUAAGGUGGGGCAAAGGUCCGCAAAAAUCACAAAUUUUGUUUUUCAGUCUUUGGUUAUAUAAAAGUAAACAAACUUUAAAUGACUGGGCGAAGAUCAAUAUCUGAGCCAACUAACAUAGCAGUAUCAGUUCAUUUACCACUUAACUAAAGAUGAUGAAACCCAUUUUUAGACCCCUACACCUGCGGACGUUUGCCCCUCUUUUUGGGGCAAAGAUCCGCACAUGCGGACUUUUGCUCCUCGGUAAAAAAACAAUUAGGUAUUUGUAUGGUGAACGUCUUUCAUCCAAGAAUGUUUGGAUAUUGAUCAAAGUUAUUGGGAAAAGUUAACAUCCCCUGAAAGCGACCAGAGCUCCCCAAAAUUGGCUGAGACAGUCUUUUGACGACAUCACUGCAGGAAAUUGUAUUUUCCUCGCUCGUUUCAGAAAAUUUCGGUUGUAGCUCGGGUGUAAAGGGCUUUACUUCGGUUUUCUUUUUGUAAGUCCUAAAAACAAAACUAUACCCUAUGCUACAUAAAUAUUAAACACUGGGGGGGCAAAGAUCCGCAUGUGGCCCUUUGCCUCAUUGGCACUGCGGAUCUUUACCCCAUUUUUUAACGUGACACUAUAAUGACAAGAUGGAGUUCAAGCUUGGAGUAACAUUAAACAUCUGUUUGUUGCGGCUAGCUCUGAUCCUUAUCAGAUAUGCAAAUUGAUAUGGGGGUUCGGAAGAAGUGUGAAAAAUUAUAAUUUGCAGUCAAAGCUAUGAGAAUAUUACAUUUAAAGUGACAAAAACAGUUCUUACCUCAUGAUUAGCAAAUCGCGCGAUGUAAUCGCAAAAUUUUUUGAUGUUAGGUUGGCACCACCUGUACCAACAUGAAAUUAGCUCCUAAUCGCGUCAAAGUUUGUCGCGAUUUUUAAAAAGCGCCUGCGGAUCUUUACCCCGUGCGGAUCUUUGCCCCACUUUACCCUACAUCUAGCAUUUGUGGAGGAAUUACGAAUCUACAUCCAUGACAUUACAGUAUAUAUUUAUAGAAAAAUAUACUCGUACAAAUAUAUACAUAUGUAUUUUGUAAGUAUAUUCUCUCUAUACAAAUGCGAUGUGUUAGUCAAAUGACUGAUUAAAUACAUGUGUACAUUAUAUAAUAGCAUAUUUGCGAGCAGAAAAUACAUUUUAAUAUAUUAACACGGAGAAGGGAAUAUUUUAGUAAUAAUUCCUUUUCGAUAAAGAGAUUUUUUACUUGUACAAGUUGAAGGAAAUAUUUUGUGGCUAGCUUGUAGAAACAGUCCUGACAAAAAUCAUGCAUUUUUAUUAAAGUGAUUUUUCUGUAUUGUUAUUCAAUAUGUAAAGUUGUACGAUAGGAUUAUCGUGAAAAGUGUGAAAUGCUGCGAGACGUUUCAUACUUUGUCCCGAUACAUUGAAAUACAAACAAAAGAAUACGUCGUAAGGUA
Vollenhovia emeryi is the source of this 3348-nucleotide messenger RNA. RefSeq names its product arrestin domain-containing protein 2. The transcript is spliced from 8 exons. Gene Ontology annotation, cellular component: cytoplasm. The record is from RefSeq and is a predicted model, not a curated record. Gene Ontology annotation, biological process: protein transport. The coding region runs from base 474 to 1688 and encodes 404 amino acids. NCBI's taxonomy places the organism in Eukaryota, Metazoa, Arthropoda, Insecta, Hymenoptera, Formicidae.